Molecule: messenger RNA, 4886 nt
Organism: Clarias gariepinus (North African catfish)
Lineage: Eukaryota; Metazoa; Chordata; Actinopteri; Siluriformes; Clariidae
Gene: ppp1r3f
Product: protein phosphatase 1 regulatory subunit 3A
Exons: 4
Coding region: 410-2860 (816 amino acids)
Biological process (GO): regulation of glycogen biosynthetic process
Cellular component (GO): protein phosphatase type 1 complex
Molecular function (GO): protein phosphatase 1 binding; glycogen binding
Source: RefSeq, a predicted model, not a curated record
UGAGGAUAAUAAUAAUAAUAAUAAUAAUAAUAGUAAUAAUCGAGCACCACUGUAUUGUUUUAUUUGCACCACCCGGAUGAACACUUGGCGUUGCAGUUAAUUGGGUCAAGGGGCGUGUUGGUGCGAGCAAGGGGCAAGACUACGCCACUAGGAAUACUUCAGCUGUGUUUUGACCCCUGGAAAACGAUGGACACGCCACUUCCUUCUAAAUUUAGCCACAUUCUCGUCGGUGCUCACUGAGCAACCAGAGCUCAUGCAGUAGUUGAUGUGACCAGAAUAAGCCGCUGGUCCCACGAGAUUGGCUGAAGCUCCGCUGCUCUCCAUUGCUGCGAUGCGGUUCGGCACGUUCUAAGGGCGCGCGCGAGCGACAGAAAACGCCAUCGUCAUUCGUGCAAAAGCACAACUAACCAUGGCGCAGGGGAACCAUUUCCUAACAAUCCCCAAGCAGGAAGGUCUUUUCACGACAAUUAAGAGCGGCCGCGGUGAGGACAACGGCGAUAACUCCCCCGCUGAAGACGAGGAUGACGAAGAAACCGAGGAAGAAGUGCGCUUCAUCCCGCGGUGCUCUCCGGUACCGAGAAAGCGCGGCCCUUCCAUUACAGACGAGACCGCGGAAUACAUGCGGAUUCGCCUGGCACUGCAGCGGCGAGUGUCUUUCGCGGACGCCACUGGAGGAGAGCUGGUCGACGUGCGAGAGUUCGCUGCGUUCGACUCGGGCGACGAUGAGACCAACGCCGACUGGGAGGAGGAAGAGGCGAAGUGCCGCCGCGCUUACCUCGAGCCCGUGUACCGCGUGUGGCCCGAGUUCCAGGCGCGUGACGUGAGCGAGCUGAUGCCCGCCGUGCGCGCGGGUAAAGUGGAAGUGGAGAAGGUGACACCCGUGCAGAACCAGCCUCUCUCCUUCGACGCGCUGAUCUGUGUCCUGAAUGUUUCUUAUCACAAACGCGUCUAUGUCCGGUCCACCAUGGACGGCUGGAUCACUUGCACAGAUUCGGUGGCAGAGUACGUGCAAGACUCCCACGACGGCGACACCGACAGGUUUUCGGUCCGGCUCUCCUUCUCCGAACCGUAUCUCUUCAACGGAGCGCGGAUCGACUUCGUGGUGCGUUAUGAAACGUCCGAAGGAGAGUUUUGGGCAAACAAUUCAGGCAGGAAUUACUCAGUUACCCUUGUCGUGUCCUAUGAGGAGGACACACGCCAGGAUAAUAAGGUAGAUGAUCGAGAAAUUAAAGGCAUACUGAAACCUUCAAGAUUCAGUGGUGAGGAUGACUCUGACUUCUAUCAAGACACAGAUGAUGGGAAUGAUGAUGAUGAUGCAGAAAGAGAGACAGUUGCUGAAAUUCCCUCUACCAUGAGUCCACUUAUUAUUAAGCCAGAGAUCGACAUUGAGAUUCCUGAAGCUUUGAUUUCUCCCUCUAAAGCUACAGAAGACCCUACACAAGCAGAAUGUCCUCCUCUAAGUACUGACAGUCAAGAGGAACAUACUCAACAGGAUUUAUCUGAAAAUCCACAAUCAGACCAUCUAGAAAAAGACCAAGGCACAGAAUCACUAAUACCAGCUGAGAACAAAACAGGUUCCAUUCAGAAUGAAGCACCAGAUAAUGACCCAACAUCUAACUCUGACAGAUAUUCCAUGCAUUCUGUCGAAGGCAGCCAAGCCAUUUGCCCAAGUAAAGAUAGCCACCAGUCAGACACUGCAGUCCAAGCACCUGUUGACUUAGGCAUCACUAUACCAGCUACAUUUUCAAGCAUUCAAGAAAUGAAGGAAGAUGACCCAGAAGAAUUAAAAGACCACGGAGAGAAUGAUGGAAUACAAUCUGGAGAGGGAAGACUGACAGAACUGCAAGACCAGACCGGUGUUACAAUGGAUGUUGACAGUACUGAAUCCUCAUUGCAAGAGCUGCCAGAAUCAACUCAGCAUCAUUCCUUAAACGAAAUGAUGGCUGCCAGUGCAAAUAAAGAGAAAGAGGAUUUUAGUUUAAGCACAGGUCGUGACAUCUUGUUCGAAGAACCACAUGAACCUUUUUUAGAGAAUCCUGAAUUCCAGAUGAUAAACCUUGACACUAUGGUCAGAAGGGAAACAAAUGGAAAGGAACAAGUAAAUCUAAAGGCAGGGGAAGUACCAGACAUGAUUGCAUCUUGUGUGCACCAACCAUCUGAACCCACCAACCUGGGGCGAACCAGAGAGGACUGUGUGAUCCAAAAUGUUUCCAACACUCCAAGAACACCUGUCCCAGAGUUAACCAAAAACCAACAGCAAGGCCAGGGGGCAGAGCCUGAACUGAAAAGGGUACCUGAUGUCCUUUCUGUCAGUGUAGACACUCCAUUUAUCUCUGAGAGCAUAUCGCCUCAAGAGUUGAGCCCAAUUCUGAUAUCUCUUGCCAGUGCAACCUCUUCAUCCCAAAGUUCAACCAUCACUGUGCAAACAGUGGCACCUGGGGAUGGGGAUGGCCAAUCUGGGUCUGAGAGCACAAUUCCUAAUAAGGCAACCCAAAUGCUCACACCUCUUUCAAGUGCAAUAUACCUAUCCCAAAGUCCUACCACCACUAUGCAAACAAUGGCCUCUGAAAAUGGAGAUGGUGAACCUUUCAUGAGACAGGAUGAACCUUUAUUUAAUGAAGAGUUUGAAUUGUACUACCAUGACCCUGCUUCAUUUCACAAAAAAGAAGAAUUAGAAACCCAGCCUGCACUGCCCUGUAGAAACUUCGAGGCUUCUAAUGUAGAGGCUGGUGUGAUUUUAGGCAAGACUCUGAUUCCAUCCUUUGCCUUUCUAAGUGCAACUGUCUGUUUGAUAGUUGGGUUUCAUGAGCCCAGCAUCUUCCUCAUUAUGGCACUCUUCCUAGUUUCCCUCUGUUUUUAAUUGCAUUCUCUUUUUUACAACUCACAGUCCCAAGUGCCUUUUCUGAACUCACAGAAAAAGGACUCCAAGAACCCUCGUCACGUAUUAGUGCUUGUUGUGUUUAUGUGGCAUAGAUAUCUAUAUAAAUAUUAGGCUUUUGUUAUUUAUUCAGAGAGUUAUUUUUAUAUGCACUGCCUAUCGUAAUAUCACUGUGAUUACUACUAAUAUAAAAUUUCUGGGUUAUUUCUGACUCGUUUCCUGAAUACUACUAAACACUGUAAAAAAAAAAAAAAAACCUGCGUAGCUGUUACAUGAGUCUAAGUUCAGCUUAGCGCAAAGUGUUUCCAGAGAAACAGGAUGUUUUGGACAAAAGUUCAUCAGCAGCUGUUCAAGAAAUGUGCCUAUAUUGCACUGAAUAAAAAAUAGUUAUUUGGGUAAAUAGAAAAAAAUGCAAAUAGCUGGAUGUUACCCUUAUGGGUUAACUCAGUCUGUUUAAAUUAUAAAACUCCUGGAGGUAUAACUAUUAUUCUCGUAGUGUAAUAGCUGGGUAUAGUAACUACAUUGUUUGUGACUAGUUCUUGGAUGGUAAUCUGUCCUGAAAGUAGGAAACCUUGUCUGUGAUCCUUCCACUCCAUCAGCACUUACUUUUCUUCCUUGUGACAUUUGAGAUUUAAUUGAGAUGGAAUAUACAAAGAACCCACCAAGUGUGGUAAUAGUUUUUUGACCUGAUCAUCGUAUCUCUUUCCCCUUUUUCCUGGCCAUGUUAGAAAGGCUUCAGAAAUAAUCAACAUAAGAAUGUUACACAACGGUAAAGAAAGUUAUAUUGUACAAAGGUAAAGGUUUAUGAAAACUGACUGGCAGUGGUUAAAAUGUGGUAAGUACUAUUAGAUUAAAUGAUCCUGAAAGUGCUGGUAUAGGUUCAGGCUUUAUUUAUAGUAUUGUGGCUGGAUGGUACUGUGUUUCAGUAAUAAAUUAAUAUCAUAAGAGAUUAGUAGGAGUUAAAAAAAAACCCUUAAUGCACAAUGUUGUAAAAAGUAAAAUGAACAUUAAAAUGUUGCUGACCUCUUAUAUAAAAUGGAAUUAUCUGAACGAUCAUAAAUAAAAGGAUAUUUAUUUUAAUGUACCAACAUUUAUAUUUAGAGUGCAAUAGAUUAAUUCACACACCCAUUAUGUGCUUUCAUAUGUAACUAUACGGCAGGGUGAGCAUUAAAUAUUUUCUUAAUUAUAUUGUGGCGUGGGCGGGGCGGCGGCUGACGACCUUGCGGCCUUGCGGGGAUGUCGGUGUAUUCACCAUGAUGGGGAAAGGUGUUUGGGUUAGUGGCUUCGGCCCUGUUUGUGUGUGUGGGGGUGUGACGUGUGAAAUGUCUGACGCUGAAUUGGAUGUGGGCUCCUGAGUGAAGGUGCUGCUCAUGCCAUACCGGCUGUGUGCCUAUUAAAGUACUCCCAGCCAUUGCAUUGGGCAGCAAAUAAGCUCACUCGUCUCUCCAGCAUUCUUUCCGGCGUAAAAACGCUACAAUAUAUAAGUAUUACACAAAAUCUAUGCUACGUAGAAACAUACGGAUUAUUACUGUAAAAAAAUCACUUAACUGGUCUAACUAAUGUGACAUUUAAUGUUCCUAUUCGGCAUAGUGUUUAAUAUAUGAUUUGUGCUAACCCUGUGUAAUGAUGAAAAUGGUAGUUUUUGUAAAAUAUCAUGCAAUAAAUAAAUCAUUUAUCAUGAAGACCUCUACAUCAGAAACUCACUGUUAGAGAAUUUGCUAAUAGCAAUAUGAAGAGGGCAUUGAUUAAUUGAUUGUAAACCAUAAGUUGGAUGGUAUUUACACUUCUAUAGUGCAAUUGCGGUUUUCAUGUGGCCAAGUAGCAAAAAUGUGUGCAUUUUGAUCACCAAGAGUACUGUAUUACUUAUUAGAUUUUGUUUAAGCUUGUUGACAUUUAAUGUAUCACAUGCAUGAACUUGACUGUAUUAUUAAAUUGCAGAUUCUUUGCGACCUUAUGUAAGCUACAACCAAUCAAACAGUGCUUACAAAUAAACACUUGCAAAUAAUUA